UCUGAAAUACGGUGUUGAUAUGGCUGGGAGAGAUGAGUACCGAAUAUUUGUGGGUGGGUUAUCGUGGGAAAUCACGGAGCGUCAGCUUGAGAAUGCCUUCAGUCGAUUCGGAAAGAUUAUCGAUUCUCAGGUUACCCUUUGUGAUUUACUUUUUGAUUUUUGGUUUGAUUUGUGUGGCUGGAAAUCGAAGAAACUGAGCACGUUGGAAUGAGUAAUUAAUCUGUUUCUGAUAUGAGAAGGAAAUUGAGGAGAUUUUGGAUUAAUUCGGUUUCAUUUCAGUGUUAUUGAUCUUAUGGAAAAUAUAAUUUCUGAAUUUCCACUCCCUUCCCUCUAAAUAACCUUGCCCCUGUAAGUUUAACUAUUACUUUCAGCUUUUUUUUUUAACCUUUAAUUUGUCUCCGUCCUCUUCUCUUUCUGAUGAAUGUUUUUUUCCCCUUGUGAAUGAGGAUGCUGUUAAUGAAAUUUUUGGGAAGCGGUUUAACUGUUCAUGAGAAGUUGAAUGCAUCAAGAUGCUGAAGGUCAUAGGGUUGUACGUUGGUUAAGCCUUAUCUGUUUAAGAUCUGCUGGUUAAGAAAAAGUACUAUCAGUCUGGAAAUUUGGAAUAUGGUUGGCGGCAAACUCAAUCUUGUUCUCUAGCUGAUUGGGGUUUGGUGGGAUUUUAGUUUGCGAACUCAGUGACUAACUUGUUCUGUGGGAUAAAAGUACUCGUCAUUCUUUUGCGACAGAUAAAUGAUUUAAUACCAGAGUAACUAUUAACAAGUCAUGUGCUGAUACCUGCUCGAGCAUACCUUCCUGUCUUAUUGUUAUUUGAUGCUUUUGAAGAAGAAACUGAAGUCACUAAAAUGUUGUGUAUUCGAGAAAUAAAAUGUUCUAGUAUUUGCUUGGAGAAUUUUAUCUUUCUCUGGAUGAUUAUUAAACCCUCCAUCUUAUCCUUGGCUUACCCUACUUUCCAAUGGUAUGACUAAAAUUUAAUGAUGAAGUUAUGUGGUUACAUGAGAUGAUGUACCUGGGGCAGAAGUUCUGGGCUAGACUACCAUAUUGACUCAGAUAAUUGGUUUGCUAAGUCAUCUAAUCACAGAAAAGUUCUGUAGACAUUUGUCAUUGGAUGCAAAAUUUUGUUGUCCAAAGAUUGUUUCAUACUACUGGCUGCUUCAUUGUAAUGUUCUCUUCGUUUCCCUAUCCUUUACUGUAAUCAUUAGCAGAGUGAGAGAUAGCUGGUUUUUCAUUUGCUAGUUUCACUGGUGUUGAGAGUUGUCAGUGUUCUAAGAUGAAGAAUACGUUGAAUUGGUGCCUCCUUUUUGGCUAAGAUUUAUGAUACCGUACAAGGUGCAGUGUUUGGAGAUCAAUAGCCAUUUUAUCCUUUUGAGUAGGCACUGCUUCUUUGAAUUCAUUUUGCUGAGGUAAAUCAGAGUUCCCUACUUGUCCAGGCAUAAUCAGAAAGUUGUUCGUAUUGGUUUUUGUUCAGCAGUUGAUGUGGCUAGAAAUUGUACUAGCAAUUCCAGGCUUAGCUGCUCAGACAUUUUCCGAAGAAUUGGCCAAAAUGCAUUUGUAGUCUUUAGUUUGACAUAUUUCCUUGUUGUACAAAGAUAGCUGAAUUGUAAAUGUCAGUUUGAGUGCCUUCUCUUAUCGGUUGUUGUCAUCUCUGGUGAAAAUGUUAAGAUACUAUACAGUGGACAUGGAGAAUGGACGUUGACGUGGUUAUUAUCGCCAUUUGUACUUUCCAGAUCUCUAAAGGCCUCUGAUGCUGGAUUUCUUUCUGUUUGACCAAGCAUUAUGGAUAUCUAUUUGUUGGGUAUAGACUGCAGCAAAGCAAUUGGAUCUGAAGCUAAAUUUGAGUGUCUUUAGGUGCAGUGUUGCAGGUUGGGUUUUUUAUGAGUUAUUUAGAGGAAUGGAUUUAGGUUGUGGCAACCUGAGAAAUUAUGGAGCUUUAGUUUUCCAUCCAUUGGUUUUCAACCUUUUCCCGUUGUUUGAAGUUGUUCCUUGAGAUCGGUCCAGAAUUCUGCUAUUUUGUUUUCCUUUUUUGUGGUGUGCUAGUUCCCUCAUUUUAUACUCGUUGACAGUAUUUUGUGUUAUCAGAGUUUGAAUUCCUCGAUUAUUGAUUCUAUUUAAACUUAAGAGGGGUUGAAUAUGUACCUAGUUAAGUACGGUUGCCAUGCAAGCUGUUGUCUGUAAUCAAGUUUUCUAGUACAUCCUCUUGUCCACAAACUGCUGACGGGAUCUCAAUUACAGAAUGUGCUGGCAUCUCCAACUUGCCUAUGUCUCCUAGAGCAUUCAUCUUGGAAGAUGUGUUGCUUAAGGAUUCAUCUUUCAGAUUUAUUCCACCAUCUAUUUCAGAUCUCAUCCCAAUAUGGUAUUGAUAGCAAGAUGGCUAUAAAAUUCUUGUGUUUCCCUUGUGUGUUAUUUGUUGAGGUUAACAAAUCCCGGAAUAAUACACAUAUCCAGUGAAGUGUUUGUACUGGGUUUUUUUGAGUCAACAUUGGAUUUGAGUGCCAUUUUGGAUGCCUGACUGCACAGAACCCAUGUAGCAAUUUUUUUUGUGGAGUUGUUUCUUUUGAAUAAAAGGGGACUAGAGGUCUAAGAUACUCCCACUUCAGAAGAUAGAGAUAAAGACAUGCAGGUUCUUUUGUUUUGUUAAGGAAUUAUGUAACAUGUUGCAAUGAGUUCUUCAUAAAUGGAAGAAACAAAUCAUGUUGGAAAAAAAUACAGGGCGCCCACGUGGCUUUGGGUUUAUCACGUUUUCAGAUCGACGGGGAAUGGAUGAUGCUAUCAGAGAGAUGCAUGGACAGGAAUUUGGAGAACGAAUCAUUUCAGUGAACAAGGCUGAACCUAAAAUGGGAGAAGAUAUGGACCACGGUUACAGGGGGGGAGGCUACUCAAGUGGUGGCAGGGAUAGCAGCUAUGGUGGUGGAGGAGGAGGAGAUAGAUCUGCUAGGCAAGAUGAAUGCUUCAAAUGUGGACGUCCUGGACACUGGGCCAGAGAUUGUCCUGUGGGCGGUGGUCGAGGAAGGGGAGGAGACUCAUUUCUUUCACGUCCUCGACUUGGGGAUAGCGAUUAUGGGGAUCGCUUUGCUGGAGAUAAUAAUCGUUAUGUGGAUGAUCGUUAUGAAGGUGGUGGACGCCUUGGAGAUAGAGAUCGUUUUGAUAGCAGCAGGGACAAAUAUGGGAGUCGCGAUCGCUAUGUUAGUGACAGGUACCCACCUAGCGGAGACCGCUUUGGAAGCAGUAGGUACAACAACGACUCUGGUCGAUUUCCCGUAAACAGCUUUGGUAAAGAUAGGGGCUAUUAUAGAGAUGGUGGACCUCGUGGGGUUGAUAAGUACGAAAGCAGCGGUCCAGCACGCAACGAGGGAAGAAGCUACAGGAACAGACCAGCUCCUUACGAUCGCCCUAGCAGAGCAGCAGGGAGGCCAUCAUCAUUUGAUCGUUAUUGAAUGUUGACAGUUAGCAACAUUAUCAGUUUUAUCUAGUAAGUACUACACGCACGGUGUCGUCGAACUUUUAGUCAUCUAGGAUAUAUAGUUACUGUACCAUGGCCUGCCAGCUGAUCGCUGCUGUUUCAUCUUGCUUUCAUGUAUCUGAUAAUGGAAAGAGAACUGAUUUAAGUUGACCCUGAAAUGUUGAGCCGAAUCUUCGAGGACUCGAAGCUCGUUCGAUUCAUAAUAUCCGUUAACGAAUUAGGAAAUUAGGAAAUAGAAGUGUAGAAGUCAGAGGGCACCCUACAUGAAAGGGGCAUGAAUGGCAGACCAGAAGUCUCCUCUCAGUUAAGAGUGGAAAGGUAAGAGAGGCCAUUAAUGGAAGAAAACUGGUAUGGUUUGGCCCACAACUAUUGGAAUUGUCGACUUGCCUUUAAUCCAUCCCCCACUGUCUUGACAUGUACUUGCAAUGGCACUAUCUUCGUCGGCUCUUGUUCA
Messenger RNA from Cucurbita moschata (crookneck pumpkin), 3911 nucleotides. Its product is annotated as glycine-rich RNA-binding protein RZ1C-like. The record is from RefSeq and is a predicted model, not a curated record. Lineage: Eukaryota; Viridiplantae; Streptophyta; Magnoliopsida; Cucurbitales; Cucurbitaceae. Gene Ontology annotation, molecular function: RNA binding; zinc ion binding. The transcript is spliced from 3 exons. The coding region runs from base 2688 to 3431 and encodes 247 amino acids.